AGCAACUCCAACAUUUUCCUAUUAUAUAUAACUCAAGCUUUAAUAUAAAACACAUACACACACGCACACACAAACACACACAGAGUGUGUGUGAAUUGUGUGUAUCUAUCGGAUGCAAUGAGUCGUCCCAAUAGUAUGAGAAAGGGGUCUUGGACUGAAGAAGAAAACCAGCUGCUCAGAAAAUAUGUUGAGACAUAUGGAGAAGGCAAUUGGAAGCAUAUCCCCAAAAAAGCUGGGCUGAAUCGUUGCCCUAAGAGCUGUAGACUAAGAUGGUUAAACUAUCUUCGUCCAAACAUCAAGAGAGGUGACUUUGGAGUUGACGAGGAUGACCUCAUAAUCAGGCUACAUAAACUCUUGGGCAACAGAUGGUCUCUAAUUGCAGGUAGAAUUCCUGGUCGAACAGCCAAUGACAUUAAAAACUACUGGAACUCUUACUUGAGCAAGAAGAUGGCAUCAGAGAGCAAUAACACAACAAGCUUGGUGAAACAAUCCCCGGUGAAUUCGGACCGGUCCGGGGCUGAGUUUGAGUCAUCCUCAGAGAGAAAAAUGGAAGAAUGUGGGGAAGAUGAAGAAGACAUAACAUCAUUUUGGAGGAGUCUCUUGUUGGAGGGAGAAUAUAUUGAAACAAAAUUGGCAAUUGAAAACAAUGAGAGGAAGAUUGAAGAUGAUCAUGUCUUCUUUCAAGAAUUGGGAGAUUCAUUUCAAAAUAUGGAGAUUAUGUUUGGGAGUGAGUGAAAUAUUAACUAUGUUUUUUAAUUCCUAUUGUAUCUAUAUUGUAGAAUUGGAUCGAGAAAUAAUUAGAUGGUCGUAAAACAUAGAUCACUUUGUGCCUAUGCAAACUAUAAAUAAAGAUUUUAGUGAAGUUGAGUGAUC
Cornus florida is the source of this 873-nucleotide messenger RNA. RefSeq names its product transcription factor MYB114-like. NCBI's taxonomy places the organism in Eukaryota, Viridiplantae, Streptophyta, Magnoliopsida, Cornales, Cornaceae. The transcript is spliced from 3 exons. The record is from RefSeq and is a predicted model, not a curated record. The coding region runs from base 118 to 735 and encodes 205 amino acids.